AGCUGAAUCAGUUCAUUCUAUAUAGAGGGGGUGGAAUUCAAUAUGUUAACAAGGGAACAUUAUUCAGCAGCUUUCAUUGGACUCUAUGAAGCUGAGGGAGUUCAUUCUAUAUAGAGGGGGUGGAAUUCAAUAUGUUAACAAGGGAACAUUAUUCAGCAGCUUUCAUUGGACUCUAUGAAGCUGAAUCAGUUCAUUCUAUAUAGAGGUUGAUGCUGCUAAACUUUUGCCCACAGCUGUACAUGAUGUACCGUAAUAGAGGUCUGUAUCGCUUGUGAUACGAGACAACAGCAUAAAGAACUACAGCUCCCAGCAUGCCUCGCCAUUGCUGUGGGUGCAGAGGCAUGCUGGGAGCCGUAGUCCUAGCCAGCAAGUUCUUUCCACAGGGCGAUGCAAAACGUUUGACCACCACAGCUGUGUGUGCGCGUAUAUUUGAAUGAAAAUCUCUUUCUAGACGCUUUUACUGGGUCAACAAAUACAACAGAUUUAUAGAGAGGACGAGGGCGCUUCGUUCAUUACUAGAAGCGGUCAAUAUUUAAACAGCGUUAUCUGUGUUUUGCCACAGAUAGCGUCUCCCGAGUUUACAACCCUCACAACUUCAUCAAUAAACAAAAAGUCUUUUUUUUACAACGAGCGAACUUUGUCCUCUCCCUCUCGUCCCUCUUAAACUCAGAUAAACACACAGACAUAAUAACAAUAAUAAAGGCGUAUUUUUCUGACGCUCUCUUUCCCCUCCGUGUAUUUUCAUUACCAAAAUGUAGAGGCUACAGUAUUUAUUUAUGAAUUUUCAUAGCGCAUAUAUUCACUUAAACUGGACACGGUACCGCCCGUAUUGAUGUUGUUGACCAACCAGUAUCGUCUACUGCCGCUAAUAUCGUUUAAAAUCGAUACCACUUUAUAGGUAUCGGCGACGAUUUAUUUGGCGGGAGUUUUGGUAAGUUCGCAAAGCGCGAGCGCCGUUUUGUGAGAAAAAAUAUAUACUUUAUAGACAAUUAUUUUACGAUACGAAAGACAAGCAGUUUUUUUUGGUGAACCCCCCUUCAAAAAAGGGCUGUUUAAUUUAUUUGUUAGUUAUUAAUUCAUUAAUUAAACCAAAUGAUGAGGCGAGAUGGCAGACCAGCUAGUGACCGUUACUGAGGAGAAAUUUGAAUUUUCGGGUUUCGGGUUUCGUGUUAAACGGCCAUAUUACAUGAAAGAGUGUCUUUUUUUUUAAAUCUCUGGCUUGGAGUUAUUCAUUAACUACGCCACAGGAGGAACAAAGUGAGUUUAUAGAUUUAUUAUCCAGGAAAUAAUACUACUAAAAUAAAACUUCACAGAGACAGAGAGAGAGACAGACCGAAGCCGCCAACAACAACAACGCUCAGGAUCGAGAAGUUUCUGCGUCGCAAAAUGGACGUUUCCGUUUCUCUGACUUGAAAAUCGUUUUUUUUUAUUGUAAAUGAUUUGUUUUAAUUGAUCGCCUUUAAAAAAAGAAAAACAGAAAGGCUUGUUCUCCUCAGUCUGGUGUGUUGUUAUUAACUUCAGACCAGACAACAACAUGACAACGUUUCCGAGAAGCUGCCUUCAAAGUUGAAGAAAAAUCUGUACCGUACCCGUUUAAAAUAUUUAUAAUUGAGUUCUGCUGUUAUUUUUUUUAAGGUAAUUCAAAUUAAAAAGCGACUUUUUAUCGUUUUUUUUUUCUUUUUAAGUCCUAAAACGCAACCUUUAAAGACGUGUUUGUUUUUGCUUAAUAAUAAUAAUAAUAAUAAUAAUAAUAAUAAUAAUAAUAAUAAUAAUAAUAAUAACCUACUGUAGUUUCACGAGUAACGUAUUAAUUCAAAUAUCUGCUGAAAUUGAAGUAUUAAAGAUAUAUUCAGCUGAAGAAAUUGCACUUUUCGAUAACUUAUUUAAAAAACUAUUUUUUUUCUCAUUUUACCUAUUUUUUUCUUACCAUACUUAAAACGUAUAAAUAAAUAUUAAUAUAUUUUAGAUAAUUUUUAACUGCGCAUAUUUUUCGUCAAGUAGUCUCGAGCGCAAAAACGAUACUUCUUUUUAAAAAAUAAAUCUACAUAUAUAAUUGUAAUUAUAUAUAUUACAUUUUUACCUCAAAUGACAAUAUUCCAAGUCACCAGAAAUAUUUAAAACGAGUAAUAAACCGAAUAAAAACUAAAAUAAAUCGAGAUAUAUUUUGUUUUUUACCGCAAAAGAUAAUAUUGUGAGAUUUAAUAUUUAUUACAAAACGAAAAAAUUAAAACAUGAAUAAAAAUACAAUUAAAAUGAGUCAAAGGGUGAAAUCUCUGAAUUUGGCGGGAUUCAUUCUGUUUUCCGGCUGCUGUUUUUGCCCGUGUUUCUCCUCGAGAAACUGCGAGGAUAACACGUUCACGCUCAACGUGGUCUUGCUGGAAGACAACGAAUCGCCGUGGACUUUGGAAAAAGUGAAGCCGGCGAUCGAGGCUGCCAUGGAGGUGGUUGAAAAAGACCUCAACGCCAACAGACAAGGUUUGAAUGUGACAUUGCAAGCCACAUAUUAUGGGUUCAACACGUCUCUCUACCUGACGAAGGGCUGCGCAUCGAGCACCUGUGAAGGUGUAGAGGUCUUAAAGAAACUUUAUUAUGACGGUACCAUGGGCUGUGCCAUUCUCGGACCCACCUGUACCUACGCCACCUUCCAGAUGGUUUCUUUGGAGACCAUCCUGGGGCUGCCCAUGAUUUCGGCGGGCAGCUUCGGCCUGUCCUGCGAUUUCAAGUCCAACCUGACGCGGGUCCUGCCCCCGGCGCGGAAGAUCUCCAGCUUCUUCCUGGCGUUCUGGCGCACCGCAGGGCUGUCCACGAAGCCGCACCGCUGGGAGACCGCCUACAUCUACAAGAAGGGAGUCAACUCAGAGGAGUGCUUCUGGUAUGUCAAUGCUCUGGAGGCAGGCUCUGCACAGUUUUCACAGAAUCUCACCUUCAAAGAAAUCCUCAGAGUUCCUGAUGACCUCAUCAGAAUUGUCACCGACCCCGGACGCAAAAGCAACGUGAUUAUAAUGUGUGGGAGUCCCGAGGAUGUCGAGGUUCUUUUGCGAGAAAAACCAGUUGAUGAAAACAUCGUCAUAAUUCUGAUCGACAUUUUCAAUCACAUCUAUCACACCAACACGACUGCGGGAAACUACAUGAAAAACGUACUGGUUCUGACCAUGGCUCCACCAGAAAAUAACUGGACCAGUGUACUCAACACCACCAUGCUACAGAACGAUUUCAUCACGGGAUACGCAGACGGAGUCUUCCUGUUCGGUCACGUCCUGAAAAAGAGCCUGGAAAAUAAGGAGGGGUGGAGAUUGUCCUUCAAGGACGUCGAUUUCCAAGCGGUCAGUGGGCGUUUCGUUCUUGAUGGCCAUGGUGACAGAGACAUCAACCUCACAGUCAUGUAUUACUCCACAAAGGACCACACAUACAAAACUCUCUAUGAAUUCAACACAGCCACGAAUAAAACCACGGAAAUCGACAGUCAGCCCAGCUUCUUAUGGAAAGGGAGUCUCCCUAACGACGCUCCAGACAGUGGAGUUGACACCCUCACUAUUGCUGUGAUCUCUUUGACCGUGGCUAUAGUUUUGGUUCUUUUCAUAUCGCUCGCAGUUCUGAGUUCCAGUGGCAGUCCGACAGCAACAAGUUGUCCAAGAGAUGCUCCAAGAAGUUACAGGAGGGAGCAUCGCUUCUAUCUCAAGAAAUGGUCUCACAUCCCUCCCGACAAAAUCACCUCUCUGCAGAACAAAGACAAGAAUACCAUCAGCUUAAAGAUUGAUGAAGACCACCGGAAAGACAGAGUGGAUCAAAUACGAAGAGGCCGAUACGACAAAAAGAUUGUCAUUUUAAAAGAACUUAAUUCUGAUGGCAACUUUACCGAGAGACAGAAGAUGGAUUUAAACAAGCUCUUGCAGAUCGACUAUUACAACCUCACCAAGUUCUACGGCACAGUGAAGUUUGACUAUGGGCUGUUCAGUGUGUUUGAGUACUGCGAGAGAGGCUCCCUCAGGUAUGUGCUCAAUGAUAAAAUCUCGUAUCCUGACGAUACUUUCAUGGACUGGGAGUUUAAGAUCUCUGUGAUGUACGAUAUCGCCAAGGGCAUGUCAUACCUGCACUCCAAGACAGAGAUCCACGGGAGACUGAAGUCCACAAACUGCGUGGUGGACAGUCGCAUGGUGGUUAAGAUCACUGACUUCGGCUGCAACAGCGUCACGCCCAUCAAAAAAGAUCUGUGGACGGCUCCAGAGCUCCUUCGACAGGCUGGUUUCUCUCAGAAGGGAGACGUGUUCAGCUACGGGAUCAUCGCCCAGGAGAUCAUCCAGAGGAAAGAGACUUUCUACACAGAGAGCUGCGACGAUCGCCAAG
Messenger RNA from Acipenser ruthenus (sterlet), 4344 nucleotides. Its product is annotated as guanylyl cyclase C-like. Gene Ontology annotation, molecular function: peptide receptor activity; ATP binding; guanylate cyclase activity. Gene Ontology annotation, biological process: cGMP biosynthetic process; intracellular signal transduction; protein phosphorylation. NCBI's taxonomy places the organism in Eukaryota, Metazoa, Chordata, Actinopteri, Acipenseriformes, Acipenseridae. The record is from RefSeq and is a predicted model, not a curated record.